AUGGACGACAAUAAUCGACGCAGGAGGCAGAACGAACCGCCUUAUCCCGCGCCGGAUCCACGAUACAACGAGGACCAAGGGCAGGGUCGCGGCUUCCCAAAUCCCCCCGCACCUCUCGCAUCCUCCCCCGCGGCGAGCAGAGGGGCUGGAGGCGCGCCUGCAUAUUCGGGGUACUACCAAGAGCAAGCAGCCUCUUCCUAUCCGGCGGGGCUCCCCCCAAACCCUCUCCAAUAUCAACCCGGCUACCCGCAAGACCAACGGCAGCAGCAAGGUUUCGCCAGCUAUAGCCCCGAUCUGAUGUACAAUGUCUCACAACAGGCACCACAGAACCCAGUCUACGACUCGGCCCAGCAAUUUCAAGGGCGGCAGCCCGCAGGCAUGCAGAUGUUGUCGGACGUUGCGGGACCUUACUUCUCCAACGAGCCACCCAGCGCGCCGGCGCCUGCGGGACUACAGCAUCACGCAUCCUCGAGCUCGUCCACCGUCUACCAACAACAUCAACAGACUCCCGCAGACCGCACCCCUCUUCUCCAACAACCCUACCCCAACAAUCUCGCUGUGGGAGGAGUGGCCCAGCCGGCGCCGGAAAUCAUAGGAGAGGAGGGCUUCCAGGCCCAAGGUCUUGGGAUGGAGGCCGCGUACACGGCAUAUCAGACUGCGCUGAAGGAGAUCUUUCAAAAUGUCAUCCAUGGUCGCCUGGCUGAGGCGAGCCAAUCCCUCUUGGAAGUGUCGGAGUGGCUCUUGGGUCAUGUUGGAGAGCUCGGCCUUACUGUAGACGAGGUCUCUCUCUAUCAGGACCGGAUACGGCUCUGGGGCGAGUUCAAUACGGCUUGGCUUAGCAUCUUUCAGAGGCAGAAGGAUAUGUUGGAGUCUGGCCAGCGGAUACAGCCGCCGCAAAGCUUAAUGAGUCAAGAUUUCAUCAACAAGAUGGCUAAGGAUCUGAUCCGGAUGUGCGAUGCGAUUGAGAAGCAUGGCCUAGUUGACUACCAGUAUGGUGUUGCGGAAGAGCAGAUAAUCAUGAUUCUCACCGAGUGUCUCGACCUCCAAGAAUCGAUAGAAGGAGAGGGUGGGGGCAGCGGGCUUGCCAACCCAGCUCUCGGAAGAGCCCCUCCAUGA
Molecule: messenger RNA, 1116 nt
Organism: Amorphotheca resinae ATCC 22711
Lineage: Eukaryota; Fungi; Ascomycota; Leotiomycetes; Helotiales; Amorphothecaceae
Exons: 3
Coding region: 1-1116 (371 amino acids)
Source: RefSeq, a predicted model, not a curated record